Molecule: messenger RNA, 4164 nt
Organism: Neltuma alba
Lineage: Eukaryota; Viridiplantae; Streptophyta; Magnoliopsida; Fabales; Fabaceae
Exons: 11
Coding region: 1177-4164 (995 amino acids)
Source: RefSeq, a predicted model, not a curated record
GAAUAACGUCAUUUCCGCCAUAGGAAGAAGAGAGACCCCUAGUCAGGCUCCUCUCUGAACCUUUCCCUUCAAAUCUGUUUUUUGACCCCUGAGAACCUCUCUCCCCGAUCGAUCGAAGAAAGAAGCAGAAAGAGCCCGAAUAAUCGCAAAAUUUUUCACCUUUAUACACCAUGUUCUCGUGAUUGAUUCUCUCUUUCCCUCGUCUUCGAUCCAGGUAGUUUGUCGUCUGUGAACAAAAACCCUAAUUGUCAUUUCAAGGAGGAUCUCCUGUUAGAUUAGAACAAAGCUCCUCUUAAUUCUGUUCUUAUUUGGAUUCGGUGGGAGCUGAAUUUCGUGUCUUUUCCUCACCGAGUAUAUAAUCAUUUCUCCUGUAUCUUGCAAGUUGCAAGCUGUUUAACGGGCUGCUACAUGUACCAUCUACGCCCUUUCCACGAAUUUUACUGAUUUAUUCUCUCUUUCUCUCUUGUCUUCGAUCCAGGUAGUUCUUCAUCUGUGAGCAAAAACCCUAGUUUCCAUCCAUGGAGGAUCUCCUGUUAGAUUAGAACGAAGCUCCCUCUAAUUCUGGUGUAUUUCGUUCUAGUUGAAGCUUAAUUUCGUCUUUCCUACACGUAUUAUAUAAUCAUUUCUCCUGUAUCUUGCAAGUUGCAAGCAUGGAUUCUGAUUUGUUUAACGGGCUGUGAUAUGUACAUACCUAUACGUCACUGUCGCGAAUUAUACUGAAGGAGGACUUUGCUAGCUGCUGGGCACUGGACAGUUUAUGUCGACAAUGGAGUUUUGACGGUUUUGAAUUUUCGGCGGCGACGGGCCUUGUUGAAUGAGUUGGAUAUUGCUUUGAGAUAGGUUCUAGAGUAGAUUUGAUAACUUCGAUGGACGAGGUUUUAGUGAGGGCGGUGGAUAAGCAGGGAUUGGCCUUCUGCUUGCACUAAAUGAUUUGGUUUUAUCUGUAUCCUUUACUGGGUUACGUGUUGGGAGUAGCAGAGCAUUCAUUAAAUUUAUUCCUUAGUCCCUUGUGGACUUAGGAGGCGUUUUGGCUGCUGACAUUUUUUUUCGUGGAGCUGAAUUUAGAGGAUGAGCUUGUAUAACCGAGCCACAUAAGUGAUAGCGGUUCUUUUUCUGGUUGAUAUCUGGGUUUUCAUCUACUUUAGUUAGCAAAGUUCUUCAGUCGAGCGUUUAAAAAUGAGCUUAGAAAACGAAGAGAAAAGCUUCUGCGAUCAGUCAACUCAUCAUGAAUUGCAGAAGAAGUCGAAAAUCUCGUAUACAAGAGAAUUCUUAUUAUCGUUGAGUAAAUUGGAUAUUUGCAGAGAGUUGCCCAAUGGAUUUGACCCAUCAAUUCUAAGUGAAUUCGAAGAUGCUUCCCUGGAACGACAGAGAGAAACUGGAGGUUUGUCAAAUCAUAAUUUCAGGCGUCACGAAUAUGGUUCAUCCCCUCCCACUAGAGGAGAUAUGAAUAGCUAUUCACGAGGAGUUCAUGGAAGAUGGGAAUCUCGUUCUUCUGGACGGUCUGAUAGAGAUAGUGACUCUCAAUCUGAAUGGGAUGCAGAUUCUGGAAGACGUUUUGGCAGCCAAUCUCGGAGGUCUUGGCAAGGUCCUGAACAUGACGGACUUCUGGGUAGUGGUACUUUUUCAAGACCACCAGGAUAUGCGCCUGGAUUGUCUGGUUCAAAGUUUCGAGCUAAUGACCCCCACCAACUAAACCGCUCAAAUGAGCCAUAUCAUCCUCCUCGCCCUUAUAAGGCACCUCACUCACGUAGGGACAGUGACUUGUAUAAUGAUGAAACUUUUGGUUCUUCUGAGUAUACCAGUGAGGACAGGGUAGAAGAGGAGAGAAAAAGAAAAGCUUCUUUUGAAUUGAUGAGAAAGGAACAGCAGAAAGCUUUCCAAGAAAAGCAGAAGUUGGGCCUGGACAAGAAUAAAGAUGAAUUUGACAUUACUUCACUCCUAGAUGAUAACGAGAAAAGACUAAUUGGUAGAAGCAAUGAGUCAGUGGAACCUCCUGUGGCUCUGUCAGCUUUAAGCAAUGAUUUUGAGAAGUCUUCUUUACUUGUGCACGCUCCUACAGCGACAAGACCACUUGUACCCCCUGGUUUCAAGAGCUCAGUUUUGGAGAGAAAUUUGGCAUCAAAAACAUCAGCAAACACUGACGCAACGGAGGUUGGACAACCUGAAGUCGGGGAUGCCAAAGGUAAUCAAGUAUUAAAUGUCAAUUCUGAUAAUGCUGAAGUUAAGUCUUCAACCAAGAAAUUAGAUAUGGAUCAGCAACAUCAGGGAAGUGCAAGUCUAAAUGUGUCACUUAACAACGAGAAAGAAAAGAUUCUAAAUUCAUCAUCAGCUGUGGAUGCUCCAGACGUAAAGAUGGGAAAAGGUUAUCAGUUGAGGAAGAAGUCUGUUCUUUCUGAAGCCUUAGAAGCAUCAGAUGACAGGGAAGUUAUUCAACUUAAUACUGAGACCUCCAGAACUUUAAAUCAGGAUGAUUCAAAUUCUGUCCUGGACAAGCUUUUUGGCAAUGUGUUAACAUUAAAUAGUAGCAACGUAAUGAAUGCUGAGCUGCCUGAUCACAAAGCAGAUGAAACAUGGAGUCCUCAUGCAUCCCAGUCUUCCAAGUUUGCACAUUGGUUUAUGGAAGAAGAAAAGAAGCCAGUGGAAGAAUCCACACAUAGGUCAAAUGACUUGCUUUCACUGAUUGUUGGGGGUGAAAAAGGUGCAUUGCGAGUUCCUUUUACAAAGACACCACAGCACAGAGCACCUGAUUUUCCUUUCCCAAAUGCAGAUCCUGCAAGUGGUAGUGUAGCCUAUACUACUGUUGGCUUAAUGGAGCAACCUGAUUGUUCCAGCAGUUCUGACCAUUCUACACUGGAAGACAUGGAACCAAAUUCUACUCCAAAUAUGGAUUCUGCAGACCAAGCACAUAACAUUGAAGGAGCCAUCACGAGUAAUGUGUCUAAUAAUUUAGGAGAGGCAAAUACUGAUGCUCCUGAUUCUUCAAAGAGUUUGACCCUGGAAACACUUUUUGGAACAGCUUUUAUGAAGGAGUUGCAGUCAGUUGGAGCACCGUUAUCCAUUCAGAGUGCUUUAGUUGGAUCUUCUGGGUCUGAUGUUUCUGAAACUCUUCAAUUUCCUUUCCCAGUCUCAGACAAUGGCCUCCCUCCUAAAGGUGAAGUUGCAUUGAACAGGCAAGGAAGUGGCGUGCUGCCAUCAGAAAAAAUUCAUCAACUCAAACCUAGUAGUAGAUUUGAAGAGCAGUUGUCUGGGUUUGUUGAUUUUCAGGGAGAUGGUAAUUCAUCACGACUUCAAGGUGAUCUUUCCAAGACUGGUGGUUUUAACAGGCCUACUGAUAUCUGCCUUCCAGAAGAAGAUAAUUUGAUGGCAGUUGGUGAUCCCCUCCAAAAAAUUUUAUCUGCUGGUAAUUCAGCUAAAAAUGAGUUGUCCCAAGACAUACCAGUUGACAUUGCCGGAAAACUGGCAGCUCUGGGUCCUGCAUUUAGAGAUCAAUAUCCUGUUAUCGGAAAUCAAGGUCCGGCAUAUCCUCAUAGUCCUUACGAUACAAGGGAACCUGGAAUUCCCUAUCAGAAUGUUAAUGUCCAUAAAUCUCCACAGCUCCAUCCCUCUCAGUUAAAUCAAAUGGGUCCAAUGUUCAACCAGUUGGAUUCUCAACUUCCUCAUAUUAGUUCUCAUAUGAAAAUGAUGACACCAGAGCGCAUGGUUCACCAUGACGCUCCUCCAAACCAUCAGAUUCCAAGAAACAUGCUUCGUCCUCCUUUCCAUCAACCUAGUAGCGGGCUAACUGGGUUCAACCAUGCUGCUCAUCCUUCUGUGUUACAGCAGAUGCAAAUGCCGAGGAAUCUUCCUCCGCCUAGCAUGUUACAAGGGUUCCCAUUGGGCGUCUCACCACCUGCUCAUCCCAGCAAUCCAUUGCCUGGUUUCAUGCAGGAGUCGCAUGCUAUGCAGGGCUUCCCGUUUAGUGGUCACCAGCAACAUUUUGGUGGACCCGGGAUGUCAAUGGCAGCUCCUGAUGGUGGUGGACGAAAUCACCCGGAGGCAUUACAGAGACUUUUUGAGAUGGAAAUGAGGCAGAAUUCAAAGCCGCCGGUGCACCACCCGUUUUCUGGUGGACAGAGCCAGGGAAUGUAUGGCCAAGAGCUGGACCUGGGUUUUGGGUAUAGAUAG